UGUGGCGUGUUGUCUCGCAGUGUAAGCGAACACCGUCCCAGCGAUACGGGACUUCUGUUUCCUUCGCUCCCAGCGCAGGCAGGAGGAAGCACAGAGCUCCGGGAAACUCCGUGCCAAGAGAGCUGGAGUUAUGGCGAGCGCCCUGCCGAAGGAUCAGAGCUGGAUACCCAGACUGUUCAAAAAGAAAACAUGCACCACGUUCAUAGAAGACGCCGCAGCCCAAAGCUCGGGACAAGUGUGCCAAUGCGGGACCCCCAAGCAGGACCAUGUGUCUGUGGCCAUGGAGGAUAAUUUCGGUGCUGCCAUAGUCAGCAAAUGGGAUUCAGCAGAACACACCACCGAGGAGCCCACCGAUGCCUACGGAGACAUCGAGUUUGUGGGUGCAGGGAAGAAGCACAGCAAGUUCAUCCGGCUGUCCAACGAGACCGACCCAUCCGUCGUAUACAACCUGAUAACCCAUCACUGGAAGAUUCCGCCGCCCAACCUGGUGGUCUCCGUCGUCGGAGGGGAUGGUGACUUUAAAAUGAGGACAUGGUUGAAAGAUAUCCUGAGGAAGGGGUUGGUCAAAGCCGCACAAAGCACAGGUGCCUGGAUAAUGACGGGAGGAAUGCAAGUUGGCAUCGGCAAAUACGUCGGCGAGGCGGUAAGAGACCACGCGACCGCCAACUCCAAUUCCAGGACCAAAGUAGUUGCCAUGGGUAUUGCGCCGUGGGGCAUCGUACAUAACCGGCAGAGCUUGGUUAAUCCAAAGGGAUCUUCACCGGCGAAGUAUCACAUGGAGACCGUGGACGGUCCAACGUACUCACUGGACAACAAUUACUCGGUCUUUCUGCUGGCAGAUGAUGGAACCAACCAGCAAAUGGGGGGAGAAACCAGCUUUCGAUUCAGGCUGGAGGAGCACAUCUCACGGCAGAAAACCGGGGUGGGAGGUAAAGGAAGCAUCGAGAUCCCGGUUUUGUGUAUGGUGAUUGCUGGAGAAUCCCAGAUGUUGGAGAGAGUGUAUCAGGCUACGAGGAGCCCCAUUCCAUGUCUUCUGGUGGCCGGUUCAGGUGGGGUUGCCGACUGCUUGGCUGAAAUCAUGGAAGAGUCGCUGACCAUGGAGUCUAUUAGGAGCUUAAUCAAGGAGAAACUGAAACAGCACUUUCCAGGUCAAGAUCUGCAAAAAAUGGUCGACAAGGUGCAGAAAAUCGUGGAGAAUCGUGACUUGGUCACCGUGUACUCAAAUAACGACGGGGCGGAGGACUUUGAAACUGUGAUCCUUAAAGCUCUAGUAAAAGCUUGCAAGAAACAAUCAAGCGAUGCUACAGAGUACCUGGAUGAACUUAAGUUGGCUGUCGCUUGGAACCGCGAGGACAUUGCAAAGACCGAGCUAUUCCAUGGGGAGAUCCACUGGCGGGCCUCCGAUCUUGAGGACACCAUGACUGAUGCUCUGGUGAACGACAAGCCCAGCUUCGUGAAACUCUUUGUGGACAACGGUAUGAACCUCGUGGAUUACUUGACGUAUGGAAGACUCGAGGAACUGUACAGUUCUGUUAUGGAGAACACGGUUCUUUGGCACCUUCUACAGCGAAAGCAUGAAGAACGUCGAGAGACCAACAAAGCUCACCACCAAGAGUACUUGCCGGUGGACACUCUAAACAAAGGGAGAGACUUCAAGCUCUAUGAAGUGGCCAAGGUUUUACGAGAGCUUUUGGGUGACGUCUGCGCCCCUUUCUACGCACAGGUCCUCGGGAACACAAAGAGUUCUGUCAGCAGAAGACAUUCAAGUAAUAAAACUCAGCAGCUUAAUUCUAGCACCCAGUCAUACGAAAAGAAGAAGUCCCAAAACCCGUGGACAGACCUUUUCAUUUGGGCCAUUCUACAGAACCGGGAUGAAAUGGCAACUUACUUCUGGGAGAUGGGUUCGGAGGCUGUAAGUUCUGCGCUGACUGCAUCGAAGAUCCUUAAGGAACUUGCUCGCCUGGAGUCAGAGGCCGAGGAGUCCAUGGCUAUGAGAGAACUGGCAGCGAAGUUUGAGCAUCUUGCAAUCGGCGUGUUUAACGAGUGCUACAGGAACAGUGAAAAUCGGGCUUUCAAGCUUCUGGUACGACGUUCCGCUGUUUGGGGAAAAGCCACCUGUCUGCAGCUCGCGUAUGAGGCAGACGCCCGGAACUUCUUUGCCCAGGACGGGGUACAGUCUAUGCUGACGGAGAACUGGUGGGGGCAGAUGACGCAGAAUACACCGGUGUGGGCGAUGGUGUUGACCUUCUUCUGCCCACCUCUGAUUUAUACAAACCUGAUAGAAUUUAAAUCUAUUGACAAUGAGAAUGGAGAAAGUACUCAGCGAGUGGAAAUGGACAGUCUGGAUAUCGAUAUAAAGACCACCGUCGCUGAAAUAAUGGAAGGAGAAGACCUCGAGAAGGAGAAAUUGGAGCUUUUAACCAUAAAACCACGCACAGCAAGCACUUCAAACACCGCGGCCCGCGAGGCAGAGAUCACCAAGGUGAAGCCGAGGCCGACGUGGCUCCGGCGCUGGAAACAGUUCUGGAGCGCCCCGGUGACUGCCUUCCUGGGCAACGUGGUCAUGUAUUUCGCGUUCCUCUUCCUUUUCUCCUACGUGCUGCUGAUGGACUUUAAGCCUCCUCCUCCGGAAGGCCCCGCAAACUCUGAGUUCAUCCUUUAUUUCUGGGUUUUCACCAUGGUGUGUGAAGAGAUCCGUCAGAGCUUCUUUGUAGGAUCUAUGCCGGUAACACAGAAGGUCAAACAGUACCUUCAAGACUCUUGGAACCACGUCGAUAUCACAGCCCUGAUGCUUUUCAUCGUCGCCCUGAUCUGCAGGAUGUUUGACGGCUCCUUUGAAUCUGGCCGCACCAUCUUCUGUUUUGACUUCAUGGUCUUCACGCUCAGGCUGAUUCAUAUUUUUGCCGUGAACAAGCAGCUGGGACCCAAAAUAAUUAUAGUUAGGAAGAUGAUGAAAGACGUUUUCUUCUUUUUGUUCUUCCUGGGCGUCUGGCUCAUCGCCUACGGAGUUGCAACAGAAGGUCUUCUUCAUCCCAGCGACAUGCGUCUGACCUGGAUCUUUAGACGGGUUUUUUACCGGCCUUAUCUGCAAAUCUUUGGCCAAAUCCCACUGGAUGAAAUUGAUGCUGCGAAGAUUGCGGCUUACAACUGUACGGACGACCCGAUCGCCAUUAUGAUGGAAGAAGCGCCACCCUGUACCAACACUUAUGCCAACUGGCUUGUCAUCCUCCUGCUUGUGGUGUUCCUGCUGGUGGCAAAUAUCCUAUUGCUGAACUUACUGAUUGCCAUGUUCAGCUACACGUUUUCCAAAGUCCAAGGGAACAGUGAUAUAUACUGGAAAUUCCAACGCUACAACCUGAUUGUUGAAUAUCACAAUCGCCCAGCCCUGGCGCCUCCGUUUAUUAUAAUCAGCCACAUCCACACCUUCAUCAAGCGCAAGAUUCGCAAGGUGGAGUCUCAGAAAAUCAGACAUUUCAUGUUGGAGCUGAAGGAGCCGCUGGAUAACCGGAUGCUGAUCUGGGAGGCCGUGCAGAAGGAGAAUUACCUGGUGAACAUCGCCAAGCAGAAACGAGACAGCGACACCGAGAGACUGCGCCGCACCUCACAAAAGGUAGAUACAGCGCUAAAGCAACUGAGCGAGAUCAAGGAGCACGACCGGAGGUUAAAGGCUUUGGAAAUCGAGGUUGAAUACUGCUCUAAAGCUCUUUCCUGGAUAGUCGACGCUCUUCAGAACAGCGAGAUGGUGAAGACGACCAAAGAGCCGCCGGUGUUAAAGUAGAAGAGAACGGAGUCUCCCGCCAGCCUGAAGAUCUCAUCCUACGGCAGCGGCUUAACGUUUCCGGCAGCACAGCGCAUGGAGGACGCGACCGCUGCCGGUCUGCUUUAGCCCUGAAGACAGAAUCUCACUUUAUUUGGGGACAUAUAAGAGGACCUGAUUGUGCCUAAUAUUUAUCUGCCUUUACUUUGAUCCACGACAAAAAUCAACCGUUUCCAGACGCCGGUGCAAAGCAUCUCCUUUCCGUUUCUAGAAGAUGUGGAAGUCCUACGUGUUUGCGACACAAAGCCGGUCCUGCGCCAGAGGAACUUCUCUCUAACCCUCAAGAACGAGAUCAGAGAUUUCUGGGGAUCUUCUGGUUUAUCUGAAAUGGUGACUGUAACGUUACAAGUGUCAGUGGUACUAAGUACCACUCCUUCGUAUGUUUAACGUUCUAAAAUUUAGUUUUAUUCUUUUUCAUUUUUUUUAUUUCUUGUUUUUUAGCGAAAGCGAGUUCUAUAAAUAUUUCUGUGGGGGGGGGAAACAUUUUUCUGCAGGGUAAGUUUAAGAUGUAAAUUUGUGCCCAGAAAAUAAGUGAAGACGGUAUAAUAACAGGAAAUGUUUGUGUAAAGAAAAUGUUUAUUUUACCUGAUUAAAUACGUUUGGAAAACCUUAGAAA
This is a messenger RNA of Spea bombifrons (plains spadefoot toad), 4433 nucleotides long. Its product is annotated as transient receptor potential cation channel subfamily M member 4-like. Gene Ontology annotation, molecular function: calcium-activated cation channel activity; ligand-gated calcium channel activity. Lineage: Eukaryota; Metazoa; Chordata; Amphibia; Anura; Pelobatidae. The record is from RefSeq and is a predicted model, not a curated record. The coding region runs from base 131 to 3778 and encodes 1215 amino acids. Gene Ontology annotation, cellular component: membrane. Gene Ontology annotation, biological process: calcium ion transmembrane transport. The transcript is spliced from 25 exons.